AUUGUUGAUCAAAUUUACAACACACUAAACAGUUUAAUUGUUAUUAACAUCGACAAGAAAUAAAACGAACACGAAAACUACAAUUUCCGACGACGCCGCUACGAUGUAAUGGCGGAAAAUAUGGCGCUGCUAAACAGCCAAUCAGAAUGCGAUUAUCGUAAAAGAGUCUAUAACAUCGAUAAUCGAUUACGAAACGACUUUUCAUGGAAUAAUCGAAAUUUCAACGCAAUUUAGUUCGGAAGAUUAGAAGAGUGGUGUAAAGUGUGGUCAACGCAGUGAAAUAUUGGAUAAUGUGAGAAAUAAAUGGAUUAUUCAACCAAAUACGGGAAACUGGAGAUCAACGACAUCGUUCAAAUCAACAACAAGGACAUUUACCUGCGUAGCCGUCGUAACAAUGGAAUGCAGAGGUGCAUUUCCUGUAGUGAAAUGUACAUAUUGUAGGUCAGAAUUCCAACAAACAAUAAAAGGAAAUACAAGCACCAUAUGUAAAAAAUGUGAGCAAAAUGUGAAAGCUUACGGUAAGCCAUCGGCCUGUGAAUAUUGCAAUACCAUAGCUGCAUUCAUCGGUAGCAAAUGUCAGCGUUGUACGAAUUCCGAAAAACGUUACGGGCCACCGGUAACUUGUGAACAAUGCAAACAGAAGUGUGCCUUUGAUAGACAAGAUGAAGAUAAGAAGGUUGAUGGAAAAUUGUUAUGUUGGCUGUGUACGCUUUCUUACAAAAGAGCAUUGGCAAAAACAAAACAGUCGGAUGCAGAGAGGAGGGCACAUUUGAAACUGGCGCAACAACGAGCAGCGAAGCACAAAGAGCAAAAACUGAAAGGUCACAACAAGAGACCGCACAGAGUAGACGUUACGAAGUUGCCGCCUCAGUCUGAGAGCGGAGACUCGAACGGUCCUGCUCCCGUGAAAGCAGCUCGUAUGGUCGGUGUACACGAUCCACACGAUCCUAACAGUUCGGAUCAUGUAGUCGCAGUUACGCAACUGAAAGAAAAGAUAGCUCAUCUUCAAAAACAAAUCACGAUUAAGGAUGGGCAAUUACUUGCUAAAGAUAGGCAGAUUACGGAAUUGAAAGCGAAAAACUUCACAUCGGAGACGGAACUGCGUAACAAGAUGAAAGCGACGGAAAAGGAGUACGAAACUAAAAUAUCGACGAUGCAACUGAAGAUCUCGAAUUUGUUAAAAGAAGUUGCAUCGUUAUCGAAGAGUUCCAAGCGGGGUGACAGAGUGGCCGCAACGAAAACAGAAGCUGGGACCAAUAGUGGAAGUGGAACAGACAGUCCUGUACCUUGAUAAGGUAGGAUUUCACAUCCUCAUUAUUCUUUGUCAAUUAAUGUUCAAACGAUAAUUCUUCUAAGUUUACAUUUUACUUCGUCGACGCAACAUAUUUACGAUUAUAAAAUAUUGUAAUUAAUUAUAUAUUUAGUGUUUGGAAUGGUAUUCUGUUUGUGAUUUAGCGUUUAUGGCUUUUCGAAUGUUUCAUUUCCAAUAAGAGCCAAACGUAACAGAGAAUUCCAUGUUUUGCGCUUCUUUUAGUUAUGGUUGGUUAUUUUCCAAGUAUAUAAGAGUGCGUGUAAGAGAUUGAAUUAUUUUCGAUAUCUCGUUCCUAUAUUUUCAUACGAUGAUGUCCGAAGCUAGUUUCCUUGCAACGUUUUAUCGUCAUUCUCGUUUUACGAUCGAAAGGAGUGAGAAAUUUUGGAACUGUGAUCACGCUGUUUUGUUCGUUUUGUUUUUUAAUGGUGCGUUAUCGUUGCUAGAAUAUUUUCAGUACAACAUACACAUACUGCCGCCCUAUAAUUUGCGUUUGUGUUGAUCGUGAUUAUAGCGAGAUAACACGAAGCAAGUUCUAAGUAGUACCGUGCUAAAUAGAAAAAAAAAAAAAUGAACCGUGUAAUGUUUCUGGGAGAUGAAAGACUUUUCUUAAAAUUGUUUUCAGGGACUUGGUUAGCUGUGACAACAUACUCAAAUGUCCAUACCCGCAUUAAACUAUGUGGUAUACAUUAUAUAUAUAUUUAUAUAUAUGUAUAGCUAAUUGUUUCCAUUAACAAGGCAAAAAUCUGUAUUAUUUUUCUAAUUAAUAUAGGAAUGUAUAUUAUCUUCGACGUGUACGCGAAAGAGAAACAUUUUUCGCGUUCUUCUAAACCGGAGGAAUGACGAGGCAAGUGCAAAGAAAAAACAAAAAGUGUUACUCGUAAGUUAGGUAGCUUACUUCCCUGGUCUCAUUAUUUUUGUUCCGUUUUCCGGCAAAAGAAAAGGAAAACAAAAUUAUCCCACGAACGCGAGUUUGCUAUGAUUCGUUGCAUCGUGUGAUACGUUUUUCUUUUUUUUUUUUUUUUAACGAUAAAGAAGCCACUUUAAUCAGAUUGUACAGUAAGAUAACGUCAGAUAGACAUUGAAGUGAUGAACUUUGAAACUUUUAAGAAUGAACUUCUUGAUACUUGCGAGAGAUGAGAGUUAUAUUGCAAACAUAUACACAUACAGAUACACACGUACAUAAAAACACAUACAGACACACUAUGAUGAUCGAGCAAUAGUGGUGUUGUAACGAUUUCCUAUUUAUAACGACGAAGAUGUAACGACGAUGAACCAGGAUAUGGUGAUUGUAGAUCAAUUUACAAUAAAAGGUUGAAAACGA
Molecule: messenger RNA, 2633 nt
Organism: Osmia bicornis bicornis
Lineage: Eukaryota; Metazoa; Arthropoda; Insecta; Hymenoptera; Megachilidae
Product: protein FAM76A
Exons: 6
Coding region: 395-1291 (298 amino acids)
Source: RefSeq, a predicted model, not a curated record